AUGCCGAAACGGACCCUCUUUACCAACAUUACCCCUCUACCACCCCAGGUGUCCCGCGAGGUUGCGAUCGCCAUGCUUCACAACCAUGACGAAAUGAUUGAGCUGAAUCCUUUGGUGAUUGAGCAUCAUCCUAUUAAGACACCCCGAGAUGCUCCAGCCGACGAGUUUCUAGAUUGUGUUUGGCAAGAACUGACCGACAAGAUCAACUACGGCGUUGCAAAGGGAAAAGUCAGCUAUAAGGCGUGUUUUCACGAUACGCCAAAUGGGUUGCAAACACACAUCUACGCUCCACUGGGACUGGACAUCCGAGAAAAAUGGUCCAUCGGUGGUUCGUUGCCUGGCGAGGCACCUGAGGCAAGAGAGCUAGGGGUCGAAACUCCUCGCCAGGGGCUCUACAUUCGCGAAGAUGGCGACAUGAGGUGCAAUCGCAUGUUGACCUCCUUUGUGAGAAAGAAUCUCGACAAUGCCCACAAGGUACUGGUCGAGCGAAUCCUCAAGAAAGCCGAAAUGGUAGAAGAGCAUGUACAAGCGAUAUCGGCAUACCCUACCUCUCCUGGCCCUCAAGCCACUCGAUUUCAACCCGGCUCGCACAUGGCCAAAUCGGCACUGCUCAACAACGAAUACCAACGCCCACUCUCCCCCCAAAUGCUAUCACCCCAACAGGAUUACGGCUGGCAGAACAUGGCCAACCAUCCUGCCUUCCGAAGCCAGACCGACGAAAAGUCUGGCUACCACCAAGGGCAACGGCCAAUGAGCACCGCAACUCUUCCACAAUACCAAGGCCAGGACCAACGGAUGAAUUACUACGCACACCUGCAAGCACAGCAGCAGCAGCCGCAGCCGCAGCAGCACAUGGCCGCACCGAAGCAAUUUGUUGCCGAACUUCCCGGCUCAACAUACCACACAGGACAUCAUUUCGCGGCGACGCCGGGACAGCCCACGCCUCCGCCGUCCGAUUACCGCAUGAGCAUGGUCUCUGAGCUGUCAGGAGGUUCAGGAGACCCCACGCCUCGCGGAUCACCCAACACCCAGGCCAUGGGUACCAACUACUCCGACCGGUCGAGCAUGAUCUCCGAGCUUCCCAUGCCUCACCAACAGCAGCAACAACAACAACAACAGCAACAACAACACCAUGCCUAUAGAUACAACAACCCGAAUGAUCUAGGGCACGACACGGUCGCCCAGUCCGCAGUAUCCCCGAAUCCUUUAGACCGCUACAGCAUGGUUUCCGAAUUGCCCUCAGAUCAGUUGCAGCAGCUGAGGAAUUCAUGA
This is a messenger RNA of Exophiala aquamarina CBS 119918, 1272 nucleotides long. RefSeq lists its product as uncharacterized. Bases 1 to 1272 code for a protein of 423 amino acids. The record is from RefSeq and is a predicted model, not a curated record. The transcript has a single exon. NCBI's taxonomy places the organism in Eukaryota, Fungi, Ascomycota, Eurotiomycetes, Chaetothyriales, Herpotrichiellaceae.